Molecule: messenger RNA, 879 nt
Organism: Magnolia sinica
Lineage: Eukaryota; Viridiplantae; Streptophyta; Magnoliopsida; Magnoliales; Magnoliaceae
Product: peroxisomal membrane protein PMP22-like
Exons: 7
Coding region: 134-691 (185 amino acids)
Cellular component (GO): cytoplasm; membrane
Source: RefSeq, a predicted model, not a curated record
UCCGGGUCCCAUAAAUCUAAAAAAGUUCAAAAAUCUUUAGUUGCAGGUCAUCCCCUCUCUUUCUCCCUCUCCACUUGAAGUGCUGACUAUAUCAGACACUACCACCAAUCGUAGCUUUGCUGUAGGGAGAGAUAUGUCGGAGAUAGUGGGAGAAGCAUGGAGAAAGUACAUGCUACAAUUGCAACUUCACCCCCUCAGAACUAAGGCAGUGACAGCAGGUGUAUUAAUUGGAUUUAGUGAUGCAAUUGCACAGAAGAUUUCUGGAAUAAAGAAACUUCAAUUUAGGAGGUUGCUUCUUCUUAUGCUCUAUGGUUUCGUGUACUCAGGACCUUUUGGGCACUUCCUGCACAAGAUGAUGGACAUCAUAUUCGAGGGCAAGAAAGGCAACAAGACUAUUGCCAAGAAGGUGCUGUUGGAACAAUUAACAAGUUCCCCAUGGAACAACAUGCUUUUCAUGAUAUACUAUGGCUUGGUAGUUGAGGGAAGACCUUGGGGUUUGGUCAAGAACAAAGUGAGGAAGGACUACCCUUCGAUUCAGUUGACUGCAUGGAAGUUUUGGCCAAUCGUUGGUUGGGUGAACUACCAGUACAUGCCUGUGCAGUUCCGUGUCGUUUUCCACAGCUUCGUUGCUUCGUGCUGGGGAAUAUUUCUGAAUCUAAAAGCACGUUCUGUUACAAUUAAAAAGGCUUAAGGAAAGAGGAAAAAACCCAUUUCAGUCUGGUAAUCUGUUUCCAUUACUGUAUUUGUGUAGUUUCAUAACAAGCUUUGAUAUAUAUUAGCAAUCAAGAAAGAAAAUUCCUGGGUGUGUGAUGGCAUGGUUGCAAAAGAUGUUUGUAUCCUUUGAAAUGACGAAAAUGGCUGAUUACUCUGUCCCAUCCA